This is a messenger RNA of Xenopus laevis (African clawed frog), 2772 nucleotides long. It is a transcript of the gene siah1.S, whose product is annotated as siah E3 ubiquitin protein ligase 1 S homeolog. The record is from RefSeq and is a predicted model, not a curated record. Gene Ontology annotation, molecular function: ubiquitin protein ligase activity; ubiquitin conjugating enzyme binding; zinc ion binding. Gene Ontology annotation, cellular component: cytoplasm; nucleus. Gene Ontology annotation, biological process: protein ubiquitination; proteasome-mediated ubiquitin-dependent protein catabolic process; ubiquitin-dependent protein catabolic process. NCBI's taxonomy places the organism in Eukaryota, Metazoa, Chordata, Amphibia, Anura, Pipidae. The transcript has 2 exons. The coding region runs from base 487 to 1428 and encodes 313 amino acids.
UCAAUGAGUGUAGUGCGGGUGUGGUCGUUGUUAGGAGGAGAGACGCGGUCCCGCGAGCGUUUGGGGAAGUCACGGCGUAGGUGCCUCGCAACUUGAAACGGCAAUAAAAGCUGUAGCGCUUUAACCGUGACGUGCAGUUUUCAGGGGGAACGUCCCACACCGUUUGCUGCCAGGAAUACCGCAGUGUAACCGGAGAAGUCAGACACGUCAGAAGCCCCAACACUGUGUCCGCUCGUGACCCUGGGAUUGGCCAGUGCUUCCCUCAGUUCUGCCACUACUCCGAGCUAUUUAAGUCCCGCUCCCCAGUGUCUGUACUUGUGACUCCCGUGGGAGGAGGAGGAGGAGGUUCCUGUUUGGAUGGUUGUAGCUGUGCGAGCGGCGGGACGUGGGCAGAACUCAUUUGGAUUUGUUACCUCACCCGCCUGCGCUCUGAAUUGGCACCGCUUGUCUUUUGCUGGCGGAGCGCGAUGAACUGUCUAACUCCUCAUGACGGCCAAGGCGAGCCACAGCGUGUUGUACCAGUGGAAAGGGGUGCUGCUCACGUGCUUGUCAGGUAGUGACCCGAAGAGAAGGAAAGAAAUGAGCCGACAGACUGCUACAGCAAUCCCUACUGGUACCUCAAAGUGUCCUCCCUCUCAGAGAGUUCCAGCCCUGACUGGCACAACUGCUUCAAACAAUGACUUGGCCAGCCUCUUUGAAUGCCCAGUGUGUUUUGACUAUGUUUUACCACCUAUACUUCAAUGUCAGAGUGGCCACCUGGUCUGCAGUAAUUGUCGGCCAAAGCUCACUUGCUGCCCAACCUGCAGAGGCCCUUUGGGAUCAAUUCGCAACUUGGCUAUGGAAAAAGUCGCCAACUCUGUGCUGUUUCCAUGUAAAUAUGCCUCGUCUGGUUGUGAGGUAACUUUGCCGCAUACUGAAAAAGCUGACCAUGAAGAGCUUUGUGAGUUUAGGCCUUACUCCUGUCCCUGCCCCGGGGCUUCGUGUAAAUGGCAAGGUUCCUUGGAUGCGGUGAUGCCACACUUAAUGCAUCAGCAUAAAUCUAUUACAACGUUACAAGGAGAGGAUAUUGUAUUUCUUGCCACAGACAUAAACCUUCCUGGUGCAGUAGACUGGGUCAUGAUGCAGUCUUGUUUUGGCUUUCAUUUCAUGUUAGUCUUGGAAAAACAGGAGAAAUAUGACGGCCAUCAGCAGUUCUUUGCAAUUGUACAGCUCAUAGGAACACGCAAGCAGGCCGAGAACUUUGCUUACCGACUGGAGCUUAACGGCCACCGGCGGAGAUUGACUUGGGAAGCAACACCUCGCUCUAUUCAUGAGGGAAUCGCAACUGCCAUCAUGAAUAGUGACUGCUUAGUAUUUGACACCAGCAUUGCACAACUAUUUGCUGAAAAUGGCAAUUUAGGAAUAAACGUUACAAUCUCCAUGUGCUGAAUUGGCAGCCAGUCCUCCAGGGCCAGUGUUUAAAAUGCUUUGCAAAGAAUUUCAAAUAAAAUGGUUACAGAUGACAUUUCCAGCAAACCAUAAACUUUAUAUUGUGUGGGUCCUGCAAAUGACAAAAGUAACUAAGAAUACAGGAAUCGGUUGCAUGUAGAGACACUAAUAUUUAUAAUCCAUAAACCACUGAAAAACAUGUACACACCCAGCCGGGCAUCUUUUGUAUUUAAACAAAGAAAAGAAGAAAAAAAAAAAAAUUCAACCAGAAAUGUAAAAUAAUCCUGAAUUUGCGUUUGUCGUUUGUACAGUGAAUACUGUUUUGUGUUUAUUUUCCCUACCUUUUGACGGACAAGCCAUUUCGCGUGGUUCAAUGCCACUGCGUUCCUCAUUUGUAAGUCACAAUUUAGAAUUGCUGCUGUUUGUGUACAUUUUCUGUGUAUUGCUCAUUUUUAUUAACUUCUAGUUUUUCAUUCAAUAAAUUUGACUUUCUUUUCUGUAAUUAAGAAAGUUUUUCUACACCCAUGGUUUGCUAUGCAUAGUUUUGUUUUGUUUUUUAAUUUGGAAAGAUUUUUCCCAUAAUGAAAUCUGUAACCGGUGUUUAUUAGAGAAAUGUUGUUUUCAGCGGGAUACAAAUUGCAAUUUAGUAAUCUAUGCUCUUUGUUAACCUGUAUUUGGCAACUGCAUGGUUUGACUUAAAGGGAUCCUGUCAUUAAGAAUUGAUGCUCUGCUGCAGUGAUUCAGGGUGUUUGUAGGCUGUAUCACCUACAAUAGUAUCUUUAUGGGAGCAACUGACCCCUGCAGCCUACCCAGUGUCUGGUGAAUUCUCCUCAUUCUCUAGCCAGGGAAUGUUGGGGGCAUAUCCAGGGCAAGUGUUUGCCACGUUGGGAGUGACCGUUGUUGGGGGUUUUGGCGUACUCAUCUGCCAAAUAGGAGCAAUAGUUGGUGACUAUGGAACCAAACUCAAUAAUAUCUCUAUUUAACAAUGAAGUAGAGCCACAUUUUUUUGUCUUGUCAUCCUUGGGGUCCGAAUGGAGGGCUUUAUCUAUGCCUGUAAGACUGCUAUGGUCAAACCAGUUCACAAAAACGGGUAAAAUUAUUAUUUUUUUUCUGUAAUUUCAUCUGUGUUGUGCACUACUCUAAUUGUGUUGUUGCAGUUUAGGUUGGGCCAAAAAAACCUCUUGAUCUGAGUUAUUUUGGGACAUUUUGAAGAAAGGAUGUAUUUGAUUUGUGCUGCAAUUUUCAUUGUCUCAAAACUAAAAGCAGAUAUUGUCAUUGCAUAGUCUCAACAUGAGCUGUACCCCUUCUUUUAUAAUUGUCAUUAAAAUAAUACUUGGCAAACUA